GGGGCCAUGCUAAUCUUCUCUGUAUCGUUCCAAUUUUAGUAUAUGUGCUGCCGAAGCGAGCACGAAUUCAGCACAACCCGUAGCGCUAUUUAAAGCCUUAGGAAUGCAAUAUAUUCACAAUAGGGUGACUCCAGAGUGGUUCGGUACUGAACGCAGAAUGAGUUUCUUCAAGUGUUUCUCAGCCUUUUUCUCCCUAGUUUUCCUCGGAUUUUCCCUAAAAUGUCCAAAAUCCGCCGAUUAUAUACUUCCUAUUCUGCCCGGUGCGUUCUGGGUAGUUUGUUAUGCUAAUUAACCACUGCACGCCUCUCUCUGGGGGUGUCCGCGGCAGUGCCUGAGCGCGCGGCGCAGGCGCGGCACGGGCAGCCCGCGGAGGGGCCGGGGUCCUGGGAGCGGCGGGAGGCGGCGGCGCCGGUGAGUGCUGCCGGGCCGGGACCCGGAACCGCCGGUGCCAGCCGGGCCCCUCUGUGAGCUUCCCGCCAGCCCCGGCCCCCUCUGUGACCUUCCCGCCAGCCCCGAGAGCCUCCGACGCCUCGCCGAGUCCGUCCCCAGGACGCUCCCGCCCGCCGUAGGGACCGAGGCUCUCCGGUGUCCCGUGUCCGGUGUCCCGUUCGGGCCGGGCCGGCGGGAUGGACCUGGCCUACGUGUGCGAGUGGGAGAAGAAGCCCAAGAGCAACCACUGUCCCUCCAUCCCGCUGGUGUGCGCCUGGUCCUGCCGCAACCUCAUCGCCUUCACCACCGACCUCCGCAAUGAGGAGGAGAAAGAUCUCACCCACAUGGUUCACAUCAUCGACACCGAGCACCCCUGGGACGUCUACUCCGUGAACUCGGGCCACACUGAGGUCAUCACGUGCUUGGAGUGGGAUCAGUCAGGCUCCAGGCUGCUCUCGGCAGAUGCUGAUGGCCACAUCAAGUGCUGGAGCAUGACAGAUCACCUGGCCAACAGCUGGGAGAACACGGUGGGCAGCGUGGUGGAGGGGGACCCCGUGGUGGCCCUGUCCUGGCUGCACAACGGUGUCAAGCUGGCUCUGCACGUGGAGAAGUCUGGAGCCUCCAACUUCGGCGAGAAGUUUUCCCGGGUGAAGUUCUCUCCGUCGCUGACUCUGUUUGGCGGGAAGCCCAUGGAGGGCUGGAUUGCUGUGACCAUCAGCGGGCUGGUCACCGUGUCCCUCCUCAAGCCCAACGGGCAGGUGCUGACGGCCACCGAGAGCCUGUGCCGCCUGCGCUGCCGCGUGGCCUUGGCCGACGUCGCCUUCACGGGCGGGGGCAACAUCGUGGUGGCCACGUCCGACGGCAGCAGCACGUCCCCCGUGCAGUUCUACAAGGUGUGUGUCAGCGUGGUGAACGAGAAGUGCAAGAUUGACACCGAGAUCCUGCCCUCGCUCUUCAUGCGCUGCACCACCGACCCCGCGCGCAAGGACAAGUACCCGGCCAUCACCCACCUGAAGUUCCUGGCUCGGGACAUGUCAGAGCAGGUGCUGCUUUGUGCUUCCAACCAAAACAACAGCAUUGUGGAGUGCUGGUCCCUGAGGAAGGAGGGCCUGCCUGUCAACAACAUCUUCCAGCAAAUCUCUCCUGUGGUGGGAGACAAGCAGCCCAUGAUCCUGAAGUGGCGGAUCCUGUCUGCCACCAACGACCUGGACCGGGUGUCGGCCGUGGCGCUGCCAAAGCUGCCAAUCUCCCUGACCAACACCGACCUGAAGGUGGCAAACGACACCAAGUUCUUCCCUGGACUGGGCCUGGCCUUGGCUUUCCACGAUGGCAGUGUCCACAUCGUGCACCGGCUGUCCCUGCAGAUGAUGGCCGUGUUCUACGGCUCCUCCUCGCAGCGCCCCGUGGACGAGCCAGCCCUCAAGCGCCCACGCACCACGGGGCCCCUGGUGCACUUCAAGGCCAUGCAGCUCUCCUGGACAUCACUGGCCCUGGCUGGUGUGGACAGUCACGGGAAGCUGAGCAUGCUCCGCAUCUCCCCCUCCAUGGGCCACGUGCUGGACAUGAACAUGUCCCUGAGGCACUUGCUGUUCCUGUUGGAGUACUGCAUGGUGACCGGCUACGACUGGUGGGACAUCCUGCUCCACGUCCAGCCCAGCAUGGUGCAGAACCUGGUGGAGAAGCUGCACGAGGAGUACAUGCGUCAGAACGCGGCCCUGCAGCAGGUGCUCUCCACACGCAUUGUUGCCAUGAAGGCAUCCCUGUGCAAGCUCUCCUCCAGCACCAUUGCCCGUGUGUGUGACUACCACGCCAAGCUCUUCCUCAUCGCCAUCAGCUGCACCCUGAAGUCGCUGCUGCGCCCACACUUCCUCAACACCCCUGACAAGAGCCCCGGGGACCGGCUCACCGAGAUCUGCUCCAAGAUCACGGAUGUAGACAUUGACAAGGUGAUGAUUAACCUGAAGACAGAAGAGUUUGUCCUGGAGAUGACGACGUUGCAGUCCCUGCAGCAGCUCAUCCAGUGGGUGGGGGAUUUUGUGCUCUACCUGCUGGCCAGCCUCCCCAACCAGGGCUCCCCGGUGCGCCCUGGGCACAGCUUCCUGCGCGACGGCGCGUCCCUGGGCAUGUUCCGGGAGCUGAUGGUGGUCAUCCGCAUCUGGGGGCUGCUGAAGCCCAGCUGCCUCCCCGUGUACACAGCAACCUCGGACACCCAGGACAGCAUGUCCCUGCUCUUCCGCCUCCUGACCAAGCUCUGGCUGUGCUGUCGUGAGGAAAAUCACAUCACAGAGCCCGAUGAUGCCCUGAUCGACGAGUGCUGCCUCCUGCCCAGCCAGCUGCUCAUUCCCAACAUUGACUGGCUGCCCAUCAACGAUGGCAUCAUCAGCAAGCUGCAGAACAAGCAGCUGGUCCGGCUGCAGUUUGGGAAGGCUCCCGGGCUCGUUGGCCACACUGUCUCUUCCCAGUUCGAUGCCUUUGUCAGGGCCCCUGGACAGCCCAAAAUUGACCACCUGAGGCGGCUGCACCUGGGUGCAUACCCAACAGAGGAAUGCAAGUCCUGUACCAGGUGUGGCUGUGUCACCAUGCUGAAGUCACCCAACAAGGUGACAGCAGUGAAGCAGUGGGAGCAGCGCUGGAUCAAGAACUGCCUGUGUGGGGGGCUGUGGAGGAAGAUGCCCCUCAGCUACUCCUGAGCCCUUCCUGGGGUGCAGUGAGGGCCAAGAGCUGCACAGGGCUCCCUUCAUGGAGGUUUUGGGACAAGGGAAUGGCAGCUCCUCUCCCUCGUGCUGCAAAAGCUGCUGCUGCUCGACCUUGGUUGAGCUGUGCUGGAAAACAGAGCUGAGGGAGCUCUGCCUCUUAGCAGGGAAGAGCUGGAGAGGAAUGCCAGAGGUUUCCCCCUCAUUUGGGGCCCAGGAGGGAGAGCCUGGCUGUGUUUUGUGUCUGUGCCAGCAGAGCAGUGAUGUCCUGGCAGCUGCCCUGGCCUGGGCAGUGGUGAUGGGGCAGCUGGUGAGAACAAAGUCCCAGCUGAGGGGGGCACAGCUGGUACCUCACAUCCAUCCUGUGCCUCCAGCUACUUGGGAAGUGCCACGUGGGCUGGGCACUCCUGAUCCCUCAGCAAACUUGUCCCUGAGACAGGAGUUGGCUCCUGUGUGCCCAUCAGUGUUGGAUGGGAGCAGGAAUAUAUGCCCUGCCCUGCCCCUCACUCCAGCUGCUGCCUGGAGUGAACCCUGUCCUUGCCUCUUGCUGUUGUAAAUAAAAAUUCUCCUGAUUUUGUACAGAAGCAUGUGGCUUGUUUCUGUGGUGUGACGUGGCUGCCCAGUGUGGGGCUGGGGCAGUGGAGCCACGGGAGGGCUGCCAGAGCAUCUGUCAGGAAAGGAACCACCAUCAUUGGAAAAAGGGGAAAUGGAUGUUUUCAAGGUUCACCUUAUGGACACUCGAGGAAAAAAAAAUCAGAUCCUUGGGGUUGUGCAAGCCUCCAGCUUCAGCAAGGCUGGACACUUGAGCAUACCAGAGGAGGAACAUCCUGGUGCAGCCAAAAAUCAGAUUUUUGCCCUGCCUUGCCCUCGGCUGCUGCUGCCCUGAGCAGGAAAUCACAACCUCCUGGAGCCAGCGUGGCUGUGCCUGGGGAGCCCCAGCCCUGGGGCUGAUCUGGGCCUGCUCCUCUCCCACGGGUCCUUCAGCUCUUAGGGGGAUAAACCUGGAGCCUUCUGCUGCUGCAUCCCAGCCAGCAAUUCCCGGUCCCCACAGACCGUUUAAGAGGGGGAGUGAGCCAGUCUUAGUACGUUCCUUUCCCUCUGGAGCCAUGAUUUCAUUAUUCUUGAGAACUGGAGCUGGUGACAAGAGUUCAUCCCUAGACUCCAGCAAAUGUUUCACUGCACAGAGCUGUAAGAGCUGUACAGACCUCUCCCCCUCUCUGCUCUGCUGGUAAUUAGGGACAAUCAAAUGGCUAAUUAGGAAACUGCACCUUAUUAAGACUCUUUUCCCCUGUAAGUAAAAUUCAAACCAGGCCCUCUGUGAGUCCUCAUAGAACAGGUUUGGGGUUAUUUAAUGUUUGAUUUGGAACAGGGAACAGCAGCAGAGCAGGGGGAUGGAGACACAUUCGUGUCCCCCUCAGCCCCCUGCUGACCACGGAGCUCCUGGGAUGGGACUGGAAGGGUCUGGCAGUCCCCUGGGGCCCUGCUGCUCCCAGCUCUUGUGCCUUGGCCCUGCUCCCUCCAAAGACAGGGCUGUGGGAGAGCAGGGCUCUGGAGGUGACCAGAGUGUGGUGGGAAGAUGGCUCUGCCCUGCCCUGCCCCUCAGCUCCUGCAACCAGAGGGUCCCAGUGAGAAUCCUGCAGGGUUCCAGCACGGAUCCCACCGUGGGAGCCAGAGCUGGCACUGCCAUAUCAGCAACAGGCAGGUUCUGCUUUCCCAAAUGUUCACACAGUGACCCUGUGGGAGGCCCCAGAUCUCCAUGGUGGUGUGGCUACACUGCAGGAUGUGUCCCCUGCUCCCACCCGAGG
Molecule: messenger RNA, 4927 nt
Organism: Onychostruthus taczanowskii (white-rumped snowfinch)
Lineage: Eukaryota; Metazoa; Chordata; Aves; Passeriformes; Passeridae
Gene: MED16
Product: mediator complex subunit 16
Exons: 15
Coding region: 627-3119 (830 amino acids)
Biological process (GO): positive regulation of DNA-templated transcription
Cellular component (GO): mediator complex
Molecular function (GO): protein binding
Source: RefSeq, a predicted model, not a curated record